AUGAAGUUGCUCUACCUUUUCUUUUUUCUGUCAGCUGCAAUAGCCAUUGUUGCAGCUUCGGAUUUAGAUGAUUAUAACGAAGACAUGGACAAUGACAUGCAAAGGCAAGUCGCAUUGCCUGGAAGCCAAGAUGCAACUCCUUUACGAGGGGUGCAGAUCAGCCGCUUUCUUGCACAGCAGAACCUGCUAGCCAAUAUGACAUGCAAUAAGUUUCCUCGGAUUUGUCGUCGGAAGAGCAGCCCCGGGCCGGACUGCUGCAAUAAGAAAUGUGUCAAUGUGAAGACCGAUCGCCUGAACUGUGGUAUGUGUGGAUACAAGUGCAAGUACACUGGAAUUUGUUGCAAUGGAAAAUGUGUGGAUUCUUCGUUUGACAGAAGCCAUUGUGGUGGGUGCAAGAAAAAGUGCAAGAAAGGGAAGUUCUGCGUUUAUGGGAUGUGCGGUUAUGCAUGA
This is a messenger RNA of Alnus glutinosa, 450 nucleotides long. Its product is annotated as stigma-specific STIG1-like protein 3. The record is from RefSeq and is a predicted model, not a curated record. The coding region runs from base 1 to 450 and encodes 149 amino acids. The transcript has a single exon. Lineage: Eukaryota; Viridiplantae; Streptophyta; Magnoliopsida; Fagales; Betulaceae.